AUGGUGCCGGCCCAGUCUCCUGCCGCAGUGUUGGCCUGGUCCACUGCCGCGCUGCUGGCGCAGUCCUCUGGGUCCCGCCGUCCUGUCAGGGCCCAACCGAGCUCACCACACCUGCUGCCCGGUCCACCACCGCCGCUCCCAUCCACUCCAUUCCGGGGGCUCUACACCCCCCAGACCGUCCAAGGUAAAAGCUGCCGGGGUCUGGUGACUUUUGAAGAUGUGGCUGUGUAUUUCACAGAGAGCCAAGGGGCGCUGCUGGGUCCAGAUCAAAGGGCCUUGUACCGGGAUGUUAUGAUGGAAAAUUAUGGGAACAUGGCUUCCCUGGGAUUUGUAGUUGCCAAACCUGAGCUUAUCUCCUGGCUGGAACGAGGGGAAGGGUCAUGGGCAUCAGAUUUUCAAGGCUUGGAGGAAAAGAAGAACUUCAGUACCAUCACAGGUGAAGGUAGAAAACAGCAUAUAGACACUGUUUGCGAGACGCAGUCCAUUCAGAAAUCAAGUCAAGAGAAGCAUCAGACAUGUGACAAGCUGUAUAAAUGCUUGAAGUGUGGAAAAGGUUUCGGUCGGAAAUCCCACGUUCAAAGACAUGAGCGAAUUCACACAGGCAACAAACUGUCCAAAUGCUUGGAGUGUGCAAAGUGUUUCACUAACCCCUCCGCUUUUUCCAAACACCAGGCCAUCUGCCCGAGAGAGAAGCCAUCCAAAUGCUUUGAGUGUGGAAAGUGUUUUUCUUGGAAAUCGGAGCUGAUUAGACACCAGCGAGUCCACACAGGAGAGAAACCCUAUAAAUGCUUAGAGUGUGGGAAAUGCUUUGCACAUAAAUCACAACUCAAGAGGCAUCAUUUGGUUCACACUGGAGAGAAACCCUAUAAAUGCCUGCUGUGUGGGAAGCUUUUUACUCAGAAAUCACAACUUAGGAUCCACCAUCGACUUCACACUGGAGAGAAACCCUAUAAAUGUCUGAUGUGUGGGAAGUUUUUCACUCGGAAAUCACAGCUCGUGAUACACCAAGUCGUCCAUACUGGAGAGAGACCCUAUAAAUGUUUGGAGUGUGGGAAGUGUUUUACUCAGAAAUCACAUCUUGUGAGUCACCAGACUCUCCAUAUUGGAGAGAAAACCUAUAAAUGUUUCGAGUGUGGAGAAUGUUUUGCUCGCAAAUCACACUUUGUUAAACACAUGAGAAUUCACAAAGGAGAGAAAAUCUAUACCUGUCUGGAAUGUGGGAAGGGUUUUUCUCGAAUAUCACGGCUUGUGACUCACCGAAGAGUCCAUACGGGAGAGAAACCUUUUAAGUGUUUGGAAUGUGGGAAGUGUUUUGCUGAUCCAUCAACAUUAUCUAAGCACAUGAGGGUUCACACAGGGGAGAAGCCUUAUAAAUGCUUGGAGUGUGGAAAGAGUUUUGCUCAGAAAUCACAACUUAUGACCCACCAGAGAGUCCAUACUGGAGAGAAACCCUAUAAAUGCAUGGAGUGUGAGAAAUGUUUUGCUCAGAAAUCACAACUAAUGAUCCAUCAGAGAGUCCACACAGGAGAGAAACCGUAUCAGUGCUUGGAAUGUGAGAAGUUUUUUGCUCGGAAACACCAUCUUGUGAGUCAUCAGAGAGUUCACAUAGGAAAGAAAUCAUAUAAAUUCUUGGAGUUUGCAAAACCUUUUACUCAUAAGUCAGAACUCAUCAGGCACCACAGAGUCCAUGUAAAUGAGAAACUGUAUAAAUGCCUGGAGUGUGGGAAGUGUUUUGCUUGCAAAUUAUACUUUGUGACACAUCAAAGAAUCCACAAAGGAGAGAGACCUUACAAAUGCUUAGAGUGUGAAAAGUGUUUUGCUCUGAAAUCACAGCUUGUGAAACACCAGAGAGCCCAUAUAGAAAAAGGCCCAUUUAAAUGUCUAGAGAAUGGGAAACAUCUUGUUCAGAACUCAGCUGUUCUCCAGACUGUUCAUAUGAAUGAGACACCUUUCAAGUUUCCAUGUGUGUUCCCAUAA
Messenger RNA from Candoia aspera, 1977 nucleotides. Its product is annotated as zinc finger protein 250-like. The coding region runs from base 1 to 1977 and encodes 658 amino acids. The record is from RefSeq and is a predicted model, not a curated record. NCBI's taxonomy places the organism in Eukaryota, Metazoa, Chordata, Lepidosauria, Squamata, Candoiidae. Gene Ontology annotation, biological process: regulation of DNA-templated transcription. The transcript has 5 exons.